Messenger RNA from Fusarium verticillioides 7600, 3819 nucleotides. RefSeq lists its product as hypothetical. NCBI's taxonomy places the organism in Eukaryota, Fungi, Ascomycota, Sordariomycetes, Hypocreales, Nectriaceae. Gene Ontology annotation, molecular function: NADP binding; oxidoreductase activity, acting on the CH-OH group of donors, NAD or NADP as acceptor. The record is from RefSeq and is a predicted model, not a curated record. The transcript has 2 exons. The coding region runs from base 972 to 1859 and encodes 295 amino acids.
ACUUAUCGCUGUGCAGACAGGCCUCGGUUCAUUUUGCUCAUAACUACCUACCAUUCGAAACCAUUCAUUUCAUUCCAUUCCAUUUCCACGGAACGUAACGCAAGGUAGCCAGGCUAAUGAUUUGAAAACGGUCGUGAGUUUAUACAUACCUUACGCUAAUCUAAUGACCCACUUACUCCGAUCUAGGUAGCUAGCUACCUAGGUAGGUACCUAUAUACGGCUGGUAUAAUCGCCCAUAGCCCAGGUUUGUAGAGUGGGCUGCCCACAAACUAAGAGUCAUAGCUGUUGGAGAUGAUGGCGGGGAUAUCACUAUCACUUUCAACUAGGUACCUAAUUAUCAUUCAUCCACCGUUGACCGAUCGAUGCCUUACAGGUAUCAAAUGGAUGACUUAGCACGGGCUGUAUCGUUCGAAACGGAAGCCCCGCACUCUCCUCGCUCUCCCAUCUUCGACACUUUUCUGCAUCCACGUACUAACCAGACGAUCUCGAAUCUCGAUGCAGUGUAAGCAAAUCUCAUAGCAUCUUGUUGGCUCGCCUCGACUACAUAAUAAGUACCUGAAAUAUGCCCUGUAAUAUUCAAGUGAAGUUGGCAAUAUGCCAAACAGCAGCAGUAUAUUCAUUGACAAAUACUUAUGCAUAAAGCAAAUAGAUUUCGCCAUUUAUUGGAACGUUAGCUAAUAUGGAUCAGUAAAUUGUACUCUUUGGUUCUUCUAGCAACUCACUUACCCUAGUCCCCCGCGUCAAUCUAUCUCCUUCUCAUAUAUUUACCUCAAGUCAACGCAUAACGCUCAACUUGGAUUGAAAAUCGAUCAUAAGAUGUCAGCUACCGUCGAAACUCUGCCCAAAAUCGGACUACUGUCCAUUGGCGAUAUGGGAGUUGGCAUUGCAAAGCUACUAGUUGCCAACGGUUUCACUGUUGCAACCAAUAUCUCUGGCAGAAGGUGAUUGAUGAAUCAAGCAAGGAGGAUGAAAUGCCUGCUAAAGAUCCGUCCAGCAAAGAUACCAUCGAACGAGCGCGUGACGCAGAAGUUGAGCUCCUCAAGUCUGAUGUUGAUCUGGUCAGACAGAGUUCCGUUAUACUCUCCAUUGUGCCACCUAAAGACGCAGGGGCAACAGCCACUCGUAUUACAGAUGCGUUAGCAGGCUUAGACACUACAAGAGAGCUUUACUUUGUCGAUCUCAAUGCUGUUGCGCCCUCGACGGUCAAGGCCAUUGCGGCAUCUGUUAAGAGAUCAAAUCUGCCGAUACGAUUCGUUGACGGGAGCAUUCUUGGGCACCCCCCCAAGAAGACACCUGCAAAUGCCGCAACCGAAUCAUCAAGCAGUGACGAUUCUUCUGACUGGUACCGUCCUAGUAUUCCUAUAUCAGGCUCAGAUGGUUUUGGCUCGCUCCCCUUUGGAAAGAAACUGGUGUCUGUUCUCAACAUGAAGCAAAUCUCUCCUGAAAUCGGCGCUGCAAGUGGCCUCAAAAUGUGCUUUGCUUCCCUUUCAAAGGGAUUUACCGCCAUUGCCACUCAAUCAUUCACGACGGCACAUAAUCUUGGCAUCUUGGACGCUCUUAAAGAUGAGAUCGGUACAUUUUAUCCAGCCACGCUUGCCAACGCUGAAAAGAGCGUCCCCGGCAUGCCACCCAAGGCGUAUCGCUGGGUGCGAGAGAUGGAGGAGAUCGCCCUCACUUUCAAUGAGGAAGCCGGCUGGGAUACAAAGAUGUUCAUGGGUGCCGCGAGUGUCUAUAAGGAUAUUGCGGAGAAUGAAGUACUUGGAAACGAGAAGAUAGGCAAGAGGAAGAGGGGAACAACGCUCGAUGAUGUCGCCAAGGCGGCAGCGGAAGGAUUACACAAGAAGCAAAGACCACAUUAAACAAACGCAGCUAGAAUACUACUCACAUAGGUACACAUAUAGCCAUUUCCAGUCGUUAGGAGGGGUACUUGUACAUUCUUAUUACACAUACCACAACCACCAAUGAGGACCAUCAGCUCCGUGCUGACCUAUACAACAUAUAUCCGAGAGUUAGGCACGUUGAGUUUCCAGUCGUUGUUGAACCCAGGUUUCGAAAACAUGGAGGCAUCGGACGAGGUUACAAAGAUACCCACGUUGGAGAGAGCGCCGAAAUGAUUUUCCAACAAGCGUGCCUCGGGUUGAGAAGGAUUCACAUCAGUUUCGACCUCGAGCUUGCUGGAUGUUCCAAACACCACACCAGUUUGUUUAUUUCCGACUGGCUCUCCAGCAGAAGCAUUCGUUGAUGCAAAGAACUGGAUUUUGGAACUCACAGGGACAAAGUUGCCCCCUUCCAUAGCUUGAAUGAACCUUUGCAUCUCCUCUUCUUCAGAUACAACAAAGUGAGUUUGCUCGGGGUCAAGCGACAGCAAACCCUUCUUUGACCCCCAACCACCGCCACCACUCACUGAAAGCUGUUAAAAGACGAAAUCGGGCACAUGGGGCUGGCAGUUUUGCUUACAAACUUGCUGUUAGCUCCGUGAUGCUUUGGCCAUCGGCGAAUGUUGCCUCGGGAUCCGGAUUGACAUAGGGCGAGCUGCCCGCCGACUGAACAAAAGUUGGAGGUGUGAUCAUUGCCCAAAUACCCAUAGGAGACUGAACCAAGUCCGAUUUGCUGGCAUGGAGGUCGUCCACAGCUGGUUCGAGCUCAGUCGAUGCUGGAACUGACUCGUCUUCAAUGUCGACUCGCCGUACAAUAUUACCAAAGCUCUCGGUUACCACACGGGGUUGAGUCAAAGGCACGAGGGGGGCCCAGAUACCAAGGUCGUUGAUUGACGAGAGCCUUUUCUGAACAGGAAUGGCUACUUUCUGCAAAUGCUUUUUGUCAGUUUGCUCAAUAAGCUUCGGAGAGCCAGUCGAAAAGUCGUAACGGCUAAUAAUAAGUGUCGAGGUUCUGUGGUUCUGAAAAGUGGUGUUGGUAAGAGGGAUAGUGAUAUGCGGGCUGCCAAGAUCCAUCGUUAGAGCUGACACCUUCCCACCGUCCGACCAUUCCUUUGGGGGCGCCUCUGUCCAUAGUCCCGGUAGGAUACCGUCGAGGUUACCACGGAGGACAGAUAUGCCUUGGAUGGGUUUGUUGUUCGGCACUGGCGGGGCGAUGUGGUCAACAACAGCGCUCAGAGUAUGGAACUCGCCAGUCUCCUCAGAACCUGACAGCAUAUCUACAAACUCAGACAUGAAUACAUUUUUGCCUAGCCAUUGCGCAUACUGUGGAGUUACCAGUAUAACUGCUGCAUCGUGGCGGCUAGGAUUGGUAAUGUUUAUCUGAGAUCUGACGGCUUGUAAUAGCCUUGAGGGAUCCUUUGGAGGGUCAGCAAAGUCGACAAUUCUUCUUGUCAAAGAGCUCACUUUGAUCUUCGGACUCAGCUCAACAGUGAAGUAAUCUGAUUGCUUACUUGUUGAGUAGGAUCUCCUAGUUGUGGUCGAAAUGCAAUUGUAGAGGCGGCUUCUAGGAGCUCUCAGUGCUAGCCGCAAGGCCAUUGGGACAGAAUUCAAAGAUCUGUUACACCAAGUACGUCGGGUUAGAGUAGAUUCUUUAACAUUGGCCUUUGGAGUAAUUUCGUCUCAAAUUAUUGCAUAUCUAGGGAGGCACCCAACUUGGUAGUCUAAGACGACAUCAAGCUCAGGCACUUGACUUUGUUGGCUGAGUUGAGCGCUUGUGGCUAGUGAGCUGCUGCGCCACAUUUACGAAACAUGGUGGUCCGAUAUCGUUGGUGUAAGAAAAGAGUCAUCGAAUGAAGAUGAUUACAAUCAAUUGACAUGUCACAUGAGAUAAGCUGCGUUCGGAUCAUCUCUAAUAACUUGACUUGAUUUGUUUUGAUGUGAC